This is a messenger RNA of Microtus oregoni (creeping vole), 2074 nucleotides long. Its product is annotated as T-cell-specific guanine nucleotide triphosphate-binding protein 2-like. The transcript has 2 exons. Gene Ontology annotation, molecular function: GTP binding; GTPase activity. The record is from RefSeq and is a predicted model, not a curated record. Lineage: Eukaryota; Metazoa; Chordata; Mammalia; Rodentia; Cricetidae. Bases 195 to 1439 code for a protein of 414 amino acids. Gene Ontology annotation, cellular component: endoplasmic reticulum membrane. Gene Ontology annotation, biological process: cellular response to interferon-beta; defense response.
UCUCAGGACACAGAAAACCACACCUGACCUCUUUUUCUUCCUGAACAUCUUGAGUCUGAAUUCCAGUUCUAGAGCGUUCCAAGGCAACUGCCCUUGCUGCAGUGCACAGACUUCUCCUAAGAAGAGAGCUUUCCCAGAGGUGCCACUGCCCUCAGACCAAGGUCACCGCUGCUGAGCCUCUACCCUACAGAGUCAUGGCUUGGGCCUCCAGCAUCGAUGAAUUCCUUAAUAAUUUUAAGAGGGAAAGCAAAAUCCUCUCUGAAGAAACCAUUACCUUGGUUAAAUCCCACAUUGAGAACAGGAACCUCCAGGAAGCACUUUCUAUAAUCUGCAGUGAACUGAGAAACAUCGAGAAGGCCUCCCUGAACAUUGCUGUGACAGGGGAGACAGGGUCAGGGAAGUCCUCGUUCAUCAAUGCCCUGAGAGGGGUGGGGCAUGAAGAAGAAGGUGCAGCCUGCACUGGGGCAACAGAAACCACCAUGGAGAGAACUCCCUACCGACACCCAAAGCUUCCCCAGGUUACAGUAUGGGACCUGCCUGGCAUUGGGUCCACUUCCUUUCCACCAGAGAAGUACCUAAGAAAAAUGAAGUUUGGUGAAUAUGACUUCUUCAUUAUCAUCUCUGCUUCACGCUUCAAAGAAAAUGAUGCCCAACUAGCUAAAGCCAUUAAAAGGAUGGACAUGAAUUUCUACUUUGUCCGAGCCAAGAUAGAUAGCGACAUAUAUAAUGAAAAGACGAGCAAACCUAAGACUUUCAAUGAGGAGAAUGUCCGGAAGAAUAUUCUAGAAGACUGUUCACGUCAUCUCCAGGAGGCUCUCUCCAGUGAGCCUCCAGUCUUCUUAGUCUCUAACUUUGAUACAUCUAAGUAUGACUUCCCAAAACUGGAAAGCAAACUCCUAUAUGAUCUCCCAGCCCACAAGCGCCACAUCUUCAUGCUGUCCUUGAGCAGUGUUACUGAGGCCACCAUUAACCUCAAGAGAGAUUCCCUGAAGCAGAAAGUUUACCUAGAGGCCCUGAAGGCUGGAGCAUUGGCCACCAUUCCACUUGUUGGCAUGAUCAGGGAUCAGUUAGAGGAUCUGGAUGAAACAUUCAAUCUCUUCAGGUCUUACUUUGGGCUGGAUGAUGCCUCAUUGGAAGAGAUUGCGAAAGAUUUUAACCUGUCUGUGGAUGCAUUCAAGGUACACCUUCGUUUUCCCCAUUUGUUUGCAGAAGAUGACGAUGUGUCCUUAGGGAGAAAACUAUGGAACUAUAUCCAAAGAAUUUCCUCAGUUGUUGGUGGUCCAGGUUCUGCUGUCAUAUAUUACAAAAAGUCUUACUAUUUGCAGAAUCUCUUUAUUGAUGCUGCAGCAAAUGAUGCCAUUGCUCUUCUCAAUAAGAAAAGUCUUUUAGAAAACAAGGUGGGACCAUAUGUCUCUAAGCCCCCCGAUUACUGGGAAUGACGGGGAAAUGAGGCAAAAGUUCCAAUCAUUGUUUCCUCUUGGCCUUGCUUUGGACACUGACAUAACCUAUGCCUGACAAACGAAUCUUGUCUGUGGAGCUCAGUAGGCUCCUCCUCUUUUUCUUCCCUGGAGACAGAAGAUCACUGUGGCAAGAGCUCAGUUAUACUUUAGUAGGAAACAGUCAUCAACACUGUGUAAAUGCAGGAGGAAACCUCGUUCUCUUUAAAAUAGUGUGUAAAGCACACAUGAAAAUAUUGAUUUGAUUCCUGAUUUUAUGGUCUAAUGACUCCUGGAUCCUUUACCCCUGUGAAAGUCUCCACACAGUUCUGCAUUCUCACAGCCAUUUCUGCUUUGUCACUUUUCCUUGAGGGCAUCUGAUGACCAACACUGUGUAGAUAAAUACACCUCAGUAAGAAGUGUGAGCCCCGCACAAGAGUCACAUGACAGAUUGAAACUGUUAUUAUUAGCAAAACUUGGUAAAAACAGAAGAAUAAACAUUUGUAUAGAUCCUCUUGGUCCACGCAAAUAAGAAUAUCUAUUUCCUAUCCUGCACUGGCAAAUCAGAGUGAACUGAAAUUCACCCAAGGUGAUUAACAAUUGAAGCUUUACUCAUAAACUGGCUCUCCUUGCUGUAA